UUAUUUCAGUUUCAAUGACUUUGAUUUUGGGGGUAUACGGUGCUAUCAAUCUACAACUUGGCUCUAAUUGUUCUCUUCUAAUAACACCUAAUCCACUAUUUGUGGAGUCUAUAAAGGUGGAGCAAUUAGAUGAAGCAAACAAUGGACCUAUUCUAUAUGGAUUUUACAAAGAGCCACCACGUGAUGUUGUAACUACUUGGUCAGAAACUCAGAGCACCUAUAUCCCAGCUCAUCUUUACAAGGAUUGGGUGUAUAUAUUGAAUGAGGGGUCUCAAAUAAAUAUUUCGUACAGUGUGAACUCUCCGAGCUCAUCUUCUCUAAUCCUUAUAAUUGCCCAAGGUAUGUUUACACUUCCUGACCAGCUUCUUCAAGGAACUACUACUUUAUCCACUUUCAUGCAUCACUACAAUCAUAUAAUUAUAUCUUUAAGGCAUGCUUGGAAGUCUUAUGGUAAUUGAAUGAUAUGUUUUUUUUAAUAUAGUUUGAGGUUUUGUAUAUUCUAUUGUUAUGAUGUAUUUUAGAGUGUUGUUCUCAUAAUUUUGGAUACAAUUUUGCUAUACAUAUGUUUAUGCACACAUAUAUAUAAAAGCAAAACUACCCAUUUUGAUUCUUUUGUCAAAUCACGAGUAACGAGCCGUUGAUUUGAGUUGCUUACAGUUUGUUAUGAGCGAUUUAGAGUGUCAUUCUCAUAAUUUUGGAUACAAUUUUGUUAUACAUAUGUUUAUACACACACAUAUAUGUAUUUACUUCAUUGUUCAAAAGCAAAAGCUACCCAUU
Camellia sinensis is the source of this 777-nucleotide messenger RNA. The record is from RefSeq and is a predicted model, not a curated record. NCBI's taxonomy places the organism in Eukaryota, Viridiplantae, Streptophyta, Magnoliopsida, Ericales, Theaceae.